Molecule: messenger RNA, 3377 nt
Organism: Megalopta genalis
Lineage: Eukaryota; Metazoa; Arthropoda; Insecta; Hymenoptera; Halictidae
Source: RefSeq, a predicted model, not a curated record
GGCGACUGCACUUGCCCCCUUAGCGCAUUGUCCAUCUCGAGACCGGCAGACGUUAACAGUCGCAUCUUGUUCGAACGAUCGGUUUAAUUAACAUUUUGAAACUUCCCAGUGCGCCGCAAGGAUCACUUUGUGCCGAGAGUGCUUUAUAGACGUGCCUUACCUUAUACCGUGUUAAACUAAUUGAUCUCUCGUUCGACCGUUCGUUCGUAUUCGCGUGUAGUUUAACGUAGCAGCCAUGGUUGCUGGCAAUAAAAUGAUGAACGUCAGGGUAACGACGAUGGACGCCGAACUGGAGUUCGCGAUCCAGCAGACGACCACCGGGAAGCAACUCUUUGACCAGGUUGUGAAAACGAUCGGACUACGUGAGGUGUGGUUUUUCGGGCUACAGUACACCGACAGUAAAGGAGAUCUAACAUGGAUCAAGCUCUACAAAAAGCAGGAAAACCCAAUAGCGAGACGGGUGAAGAAAGAAGUGAAGAAGAAAGUUCGAAAGCUGAGAGGUCGUUCGGACUCCGAUACCGACGAUGAUGAGUUCGAGGAUGACCUGGUCAUGAACCAAGAAGUCAAGAAGGAGACUCCGUUGCAGUUCAAAUUCCGUGCGAAGUUCUAUCCCGAGGAUGUCGCGGAGGAAUUGAUCCAGGAUAUUACGCUGCGGCUUUUCUAUCUCCAGGUAAAAAAUGCAAUCCUUACGGACGAAAUAUAUUGUCCUCCCGAAACAUCUGUACUGUUAGCUUCUUACGCAGUCCAAGCAAGACACGGGGAUUUCCAAAAAGGCACCCAUAUCGCUGGUUUCCUAGUAAAUGAUCGUUUACUGCCGCAACGUGUUGUGGACCAACACAAGAUGAGCAAAGAGGAAUGGGAAAGUUCCAUCACUAAUUGGUGGCAGGAACACCGCGGUAUGUUACGCGAGGAUGCUAUGAUGGAAUAUUUAAAAAUCGCUCAGGAUUUAGAAAUGUACGGAGUGAAUUAUUUCGAAAUUCGUAACAAAAAGGGUACGGAUCUCUGGUUAGGUGUUGACGCAUUGGGUUUGAACAUAUACGAGAAGGACGAUAAGCUAACUCCAAAAAUUGGUUUCCCAUGGUCCGAGAUCCGAAAUAUCUCGUUCAACGACAAGAAGUUUAUAAUUAAGCCGAUCGACAAGAAAGCGCCGGAUUUCGUAUUUUUCGCGACUAGAGUUAAGAUUAAUAAACGAAUUCUAGCACUGUGCAUGGGAAAUCAUGAACUCUACAUGCGUAGACGCAGACCGGAUACGAUCGACGUUCAGCAAAUGAAGGCUCAAGCAAAGGAAGAAAAGAUUGCGAAGCAGCAACAGAGAGAAAAGUUGCAAUUGGAGAUAGCUGCGAGGGAACGCGCAGAAAAGAAGCAACAAGAAUACGAAGAAAGACUUAGAAAUAUGGCGGAAGAAAUGGAUAGGCGGCAAGCCGAACUGAACGAGGCACAGGAAAUGAUUCGACGUUUGGAAGAACAGCUGAAACAAUUACAAGCUGCCAAAGAAGAAUUAGAACAUCGUCAGAAGGAACUGACAGCUAUGAUGGAGAAACUUGAACUUUCACAUGAAAUGGAGGCUGCAGAGCGUGCCAAGCUCGAACAAGAAAUAAGAGCCAAACAAGAAGAGGUGCAACGCAUUCAGUCCGAAGUUGAGGCGAAGGAUGCAGAAGCAAGAAGACUACAGGAGGAAUUUGAAGCAGCCAAAUUGAGACAAGAAGAAGCCGAUAGAGCAUAUCAGAAUAGUAGUGCAACACCGCAUCAUCAUCAUGUUGAAGAAAAUGAGGAAGGCGAAGAAGAUGGCGAAUAUGAUUAUAUUACUCACGGUGACGUUACUAAGGAUCUUGCAACUGACGAAUCAAUAAUUGACCCGGUUGAAGAACGGCGCACCUUAGCAGAAAGAAAUGAGCGUCUUCAUGAUCAACUUAAGGCUCUAAAGAAGGAUCUUGCGCAAUCACGCGAUGAGUCGAAGGAAACCGUUAUGGAUAAAAUUCACAGGGAAAACGUGCGUCAAGGUCGUGACAAAUACAAAACUCUACGUGAAAUUCGCAAAGGCAAUACUAAGCGUCGUGUUGAUCAAUUUGAAAACAUGUAAAUUAUAUACUCGUUUGCCUACAUGCCUGCCUGACCAUUUCAUCCUGCCGGGAAAAUGCUGUUCCAUCUUUUAUGAACUCAGUAUAAUUAUUAUACCAUGUACAUGAAAAACGUGCCGUCUUCCAUGUAUACUUCCACAUAAUUGAGCAGUUUCUCGCGAAAAUAAAUGUUUAUAUAUAUUUUUCAUCACGUUUUCUUGCUGUUUUAGCUGGAGAAUAUUUAAAUAUUAAUAUUAACGAUACUUCAUGAUGAUAACUUCGUUAUUUUUAACUAUAUUGUUAGCUAAUGUUGUUUUUUCUUCUCUUCCCUUUUUUUCUGCUAAAAUAACAAGAAAAUAUGUUACCGUGGUUUGUGAAUAUUAUUUUAUUUUUCCAAGAACUUUUAAACACCGGCGCGCCAGUAUUUUUUUUUGUCAAAGUAUUACAUACUGUCGGUCACCGAGCGAAAUGCCGCACAUACAUACGUUGACAGUUUGUUUGCUGGUUACCUUUUUGUCGCGGUUCUUAUCACGUCGUUGCGUAUUCUCCGUCCUUGAUAAGGAUUUGUACCAAGAAAUUUUUCGUAUUGUUGUAAUAUGUGUCAUCAGAGAAUUAUUUUUGUCAAUAGCGGUCGCUUAUACGUAUUUACCACUUCGAUUCUAAUUCGUUAUUGUACCAUUUACAGUAUUUAGAAUAGAAGCAAUAGAAGAUGUAAUAUGUUCAGACGACAUCGAGUGUUCAGUAUUUACUCCCUAGUGGGUUACAAGUAACUACGUACAUUGGCCUAAAAUAAUGUAAAAGCGACAGUUUUCUAUACAGAAUGACACCAGAGUAGCGUCACCAAAUUUACUGUUGUAUUCUGCACCCGGAAACUAGUACACAUCGCUUUACGAAUAUACCAUCAAAGUUUAUUAACUUUUGAGAUACAGAUAUUUUUACCAUUCGGACGAUGAUGCUCGAGUGCAUUUGGAACCUUACUGUAGGUGUAAGACGCUCACUUCUUCGUUGCUUGAGACCGUUCGUCACGUGUUUAUGUUAAAGCGACAAGGAAGUUAGUAAUCUCGGAGAAGUACAUCCUACGUAUUAUGCCUUGUAUAGUCAUUGCAAAGACUCACAGAUUUUAUAGAGAAAAUCGUGCUUUCACAAGUUUGUCAGAUAGUCCAUCGUCCGAUUGUUAAUUACUGUAACAUAUUUGAUUUAUUAUAAUUACUUACGUUUACUAUGAUAUAUAUAGUAUACAUUGACGGUAUCCGCUACGUUAAAAAAAUAUGUUUAGAAAUUUGAAUAAAACAUUUGCCAUGGUUGUAAUACUUCAUGAAA